AUGGCACCACGCUCUCCCACGCACGCAUUUGACCCGACGCCCGCUCUCGAAUACGACCCGUACAAUUUCUCCCCUGUCAAUCUCUCUGCUUCGAUGGACGUUUCGAAUAACAGCACCUUCAAAGGUGUCCGCUUUUCUGAAAUGCCAUCGGUCCUUCCCCAAGCCCGGCAUUCCAUAGCCACCACCACUGUUCCAUUAUUACGCCCCGUUUCCUCCGCGAGUCAGAUCCCCAAACAUGGUUUUCAGAUGACAAAUCCGACUGGCGAAGUCGACAUUACCGCGUACAUGGAACAGUGUAGAAUGUUGAACAAUCAAUUGAGAGAGGCACACAACUGCGAACGAAGAACGUGGGACAUAGAGCGGACUGCGCUCAAGGCUCGUAUUUCUGAGCUAGAGAGACGGUUGGCGAGAAGUAGGGAUUCCAAGAGGAGGUCGAGCAACGACUCUUCAGAUGCAAGCCUACAGUCGUUCAAGGUAGAUUUCAAGCCUCUGUCGGGUACGACCAAUCGAGCUAGAGCCUCAUCAGACUCAAGUGGAGGAGCACCUCCAGUCUGGCAAGGUCCCGAAGUGCUUCCUCCUGUAACAAGGGUAUUCUCACAUGAAGACACUGCCGGACAUCUGCCGAGCAUCUCAGAGAACGAACCAUUCCCGCCACUGUCCAAGGAGAUUUCUCCAACCACUCAGAAGGAGGUGGAGAAUGUCCCGGUACCCGUCGAGAAGGUAGACAAGUCUCUCGACGGCAUCACUCUGAAGUCGGCUGGUUUAGCUUCCACAUUCGACACGGGAAUCACCAGCCCACAGUUUGCUUCACCUGCUCAUACACCCUCUCCACAACCAAAGAGAACCGCAGAAGGUCCGUUACAGAUUGACGUUAGAUCGUUGCUCUCGCCACUGGAUGAGAAGCUGAAACGAAAUGCCGGACACACUCCAAUGGCUUUCGAUGGAACUGUGUCUUCGGGCACUGACAGUACGACCAAUUUAACUCCCAAACAAGAAAACCCCCUAGCACCAGCACCAACAAAAAGACCGACUCUUCGUCCUGCAGAAAAUUCGGACUCGUACUUUUCUUUUACCUCAGCUGUUCCCAAUCCAGUGGAGGAGGUCCCAGAAACACUUCCGCAAGAAGUUGAGCCUGAGCCACAACAUGAACCUGAGGAUGACCACAGUCUGAAAGGCCCGCUCAUGCUUGACCCUGGUGCCAAGUCAGAGGCUGCAAAUGUGUUUCUCGAAAAAGUCGAUGCCAUGCUCUCAGAAGAGGCAGCUGUGCGUUCGAGAUAUGAAACGGCUCUAGCCGACGACAAUGACGACAAGAAACCCCUAGAAUCGUCAAAUAAGCCACCCACUCAAGAAACAGACGACGAACCCAGAUUAAAAAUCAAAAAUAGCAUGAACUUCGGCAGUGCCUGGGGUGGCGACAUGCCUGGUCGCAUAUGA
Exophiala spinifera is the source of this 1434-nucleotide messenger RNA. RefSeq lists its product as uncharacterized. The transcript has a single exon. NCBI's taxonomy places the organism in Eukaryota, Fungi, Ascomycota, Eurotiomycetes, Chaetothyriales, Herpotrichiellaceae. Bases 1 to 1434 code for a protein of 477 amino acids. The record is from RefSeq and is a predicted model, not a curated record.